AUGGAGAAGCUCUUGGCGUUCAUCGCAGACUAUCGCGAGAACAACGGCAACAGCGUCGACGAACUUGAGCAUCAGCCCACAGCCCUCGAGUUCAUGCGGCAAGUCGGACAGAACAGACCUCUCGUCAUCCGUCGUUCUUGUACGCCCCUGAAGAGGACUUGGUCUGAGCAGUAUCUCGCGGACAAGUUGGGCGACACGCCUGUGCCUAUUGCGAUCACCCCAGACGGACGAGCAGACUCGAUCGUCAACGGUCGCUUCACCCUGCCAGCCACAGAGGAGAUGACCAUGCGCGACUUUCUCUCCAGCCUGAGGAAGCCUGCAGAUGCACAUGAGCCUGUACGAUACUUGCAGAGUCAAAACUCGAAUUUGACCGACGGUCCGCUUGAUGUGCUCAAAGACGAUCUUCAUCCGCCGCCUGAGUAUGCACUCGACGUAUUCGGAACGGAGCCAGAUGCAACAAACAUAUGGAUAGGCAACCAUCGUAGUGUAUCGUCAGCCCACCGCGAUCCGUACGACAACAUUUAUACUGUCCUGCAAGGGAGCAAGACUUUCAGUCUUUGGCCUCCUCACGAGGUAGCCUGUCUCUACGAGCGCAAUGUGCAUACCAGCGCAUGGCAGUGCGAUAGCUCGGGCGUCUUCUCGCAGAACAUGCAAGAUUCUGAGCCUAUUCCGUGGAUUCACAUCGAUGCCGAUACGCCAGACUACGGCCGCUUCCCGCUUUUCAGACACUGCCAGCCUCUACAAGUCACGCUUCGGCCAGGGGACGUGCUCUACCUGCCCCAUCUCUGGUAUCAUCAAGUCUCGCAGGCAGGCCAAGAAAUUACGAUCGCGCUCAAUUGGUGGUUCGAUAUGUCCUACUCGGGAGCAGACUGCUUCUGUCUGCUCAACGCCGUACUUCUGCAAUCAAGCUUCUUCAAAGAAGAAAUCGUCAAGAUGUUCAGCAAGCUCAGCCUCAUCGUCGCUGCCGUCGUCGCCCUCUCUAGCUUGGCUUCUGCCACUACCUCUCGUGAGGCACUCGUCAAGCGCGUAUCGACGGGCGGUGGCAACCUCGACUGCUACAUCGCCUACAACCCUGUCGAUGUGACCUACAUGGACGCUUUCGCGUUCACAUUCUCCAAUGGCGACUUUACGACGGUUAGCCAGCUCGCUCCCCACUCCGUCAUCGCAUCGAGCGUGCCUGGCGACGCAAACAGUGUUACUUGGAGAAUGAAAAACACGGAUGCCAAAGGCAACACAGACGAUCUGACGUUCCUGAUCGAGUACUCUGGACUCAUGCCUACGGGCGUCAAGCUCCUCAGUGCAUCGCAUAACGGUCACGAUGGCUUCAACUUUUAUGAUCUCACCUGUGGCAAUGUCAAGGUCCCUCAUCUUGGCUAG
Mixia osmundae IAM 14324 is the source of this 1377-nucleotide messenger RNA. RefSeq lists its product as uncharacterized. The record is from RefSeq and is a predicted model, not a curated record. Gene Ontology annotation, molecular function: 2-oxoglutarate-dependent dioxygenase activity. The transcript is spliced from 5 exons. NCBI's taxonomy places the organism in Eukaryota, Fungi, Basidiomycota, Mixiomycetes, Mixiales, Mixiaceae. Bases 1 to 1377 code for a protein of 458 amino acids.